Molecule: messenger RNA, 8256 nt
Organism: Oncorhynchus masou masou (cherry salmon)
Lineage: Eukaryota; Metazoa; Chordata; Actinopteri; Salmoniformes; Salmonidae
Gene: arhgap39
Product: Rho GTPase activating protein 39
Exons: 15
Coding region: 1-3234 (1077 amino acids)
Biological process (GO): signal transduction
Cellular component (GO): cytoskeleton; cytoplasm
Molecular function (GO): GTPase activator activity; protein binding
Source: RefSeq, a predicted model, not a curated record
AUGGGAGACCAGAUGCUGCUGCAGGUGGUGUUGGAGAGCCAAUCGUCCAAAAAGGUCUAUAGCUGCACCAUCGAGAGCAUCCUGAACAGUUACAUCACUGCCUGGUUGGAGUGGGUGGAGAUCAUAGAGCCGCGCACGCGGGAACGCAUGUAUGCCAAUCUCCUCACCGGAGAGUGUGUGUGGGACCCCCCUCAAGGGGUACGUAUUAAGAGGACAGGGGACAACCAGUGGUGGGAGCUGUUUGACCCCAACACCUCCCGCUUCUACUACUACAAUGCUUCUACGCAACGCACCGUCUGGCACCGCCCUCAGGCCUGUGACAUCAUCCCCCUCGCCAAGCUACAGACGCUGAAGCAGCACACGGAUGUUCCCUGCCCGGGAGGGGGAGGGACAGGGGGAGAAAGAGGAGGGAGGACGUCAGCUGAUAACAGCCCGGGAAGGAGCAGUGCGGUCAGUAGAGAGGGGAGCACCUCAUCUUCACUGGACCAGGAACUGACCGCAUCAGAUAAACAGGGGAACAGAGAGGAGGCAGACAGAACCUCUCCGUUCAGAUGGAACACAGGUACCAAGGAGAGGAUGCUGAUCAAGGUGACAGACAGAGAACCCAGCUUCCUCUCUCACCAGGGGAACGGCUACUCCCCCUGCGACCCCCCUACCCUCACCCCCGCACCUGGCACCGGCACCGCCUCCCGUACCCGCCGUUCCUCUGGAGGCUCCGCCACCCCUGACACCGGCCCCGACGGCUCUCCAAUCCUCUACGUCGACCGCCGCCAGUCGCCCUUCCUGAAACGUGCGGAGCUAGGGGGCGGAGGUACCGGGACACACCGUCGCCCCUCGGCCGACUCACAGCCCCCCUCCCCCCGCUACGCCUACGAACCACCCCUCUACGAGGAGCCCCCCUCGGAGUACCAGCCCCCGCCCAUCUACGAGGAACCACCCACAGACGUGAUGCACCACCUGGGCUCUGACUCCUCCUUGCUGUAUGGCACAGGGAAGUCCCCGGCCCGGGGAAAGCCCUCCUCGGCGACGCCCCUCUAUCACUCUCCCAAACAGAGCCACUCCCCCUACGGCCAGCUGGUGCUGACCAGACAGAAGUGUCCAGAGAAGACCCAGAGUCUGGAGUACAGCCCUGCUGGGAAGGAGUAUGUCAAACAGCUGGUCUACGUGGAACAGUCCUCCUCCAGCCCACGUUCUAAGACAGCCGACCGGCUCCUUCACUACGGGACCUCCACGGCCACCCCAUCCUCCAUGGGGGGGUAUGGGGGCUCCUACGGAGGAUCCUACACCCUCCAACACAGCCAGAGUCUGAUACGGGACCCCCGGCUGCUGCUGGACUACGGGAGCGAGGAGGGGGGCGAGGGCGGAGGCCAGAGGUUGCUCUACGAGGAUUCUAUGUCCUGGAGCUCCAGUCAGCACCACUCCCUCUCCCUCUCUGGGUCUACAGGUGGAGGGGGCUUCUCGCCCGGGGGGAACCGCAAACGCAAGACCCGGAAACCCUCCUUGCCCCAGGAGCUGGGAAGGUGUGGAGGGGGUGGUGGUGUUGGGGCGGACUGGGAGGAGGGGCCGAUGUCGGGGACCCUGUCAGAGGCAGUGUUGAACCAGGCCAGGCUGGCAUGGGAGGCCCAGCAAGUGAUGAAACAGAGGAGCAGUUGGGAAUCAGCCCCGGGGGAAGGGGGCUCGGCCAGGGGCUCUAACCAGGGAGGAGGGUCUAAAGACGGGUACGAGAGUGAUGGGGCGGUGCCCCUGCCCCUGCCAGGCCCAGUGGUGAGGGCGUUUAGCGAGGACGAGGCGUUAGCACAGAGCGACGGGCACCGCGGGCAUUACCAUUGGAAACGCAGCACCUUCGACAGACUGGGCUUCCCUCAGGCACUGCUGGAGAAGAGCCUGUCUGUACAGACCAACCUGGCCUCGCCUGAACCCUUCCUACACCCCUCACAGUCAGAGGAUCUUGGAGCGUGUGCUCAGUUCGAGGCGAGUCGGAAUGCUCGGAACAUGAUGCCCAGCGCCAGCUGUGGAGUGUUCCCAGAAUUCACCUUGAGGAAGCCGUCCUCCGAGACCGACAUUGAGAACUGGGCCUCCAAACACUUUAACAAACACACACAGGGUCUGUUCCGACGCAAGGUGUCCAUAGCCAACAUGCUGGCGUGGAGCAGUGAGCCAAUCAAAAAGCCCAUGAUCGUGACGUCAGACCGUGCGGUGAAGAGAGAGGCGGUGGAGAUCUUUAAACUCAUCCAGACCUACAUGGGAGACCGCCGGGCCAAGACUGACCCGCUCACUGUCGCCCUGGAGGUGGCAGUGCGUGGUUGGAGCAGCCAGGGUCUUCGUGAUGAACUCUACAUUCAGCUGUGUCGUCAGACUACAGAGAACUUCCGCUACGAUAGUCUGGAGAGGGGCUGGGAGCUCAUGGCUGUGUGUCUGGCCUUCUUCCCGCCUACACCUCGCUUCCACUCCUACCUGGAGGGAUACAUUUACAGACACAUGGACCCCCUUAACGAUACUAAAGGAGUGGCGAUCAGCGGCUAUGCCAAAUACUGUUACCGUAAACUGCAGAAGGCUGCUCUGACCGGAGCGAAGAAGGGGUUGCAGAAGCCGUGUCUGGAGGAGAUUAAACACGCCAGGAACGCCAUCUUCAGCCCCUCCAUGUUUGGCUCUUCCCUGGAGGAAGUGAUGUCACUGCAGAAGGAGCGUUACCCCGACAGCCAGCUGCCCUGGGUCCAGACACGCCUCUCUGAGGAGGUCCUGGGUCUUAAUGGAGACCAAAUAGAGGGCAUCUUCAGGGUUCCAGGUGACAUAGAUGAGGUCAACGCUCUCAAACUGCAAGUGGACCAAUGGAAGAUCCCCACGGACCUGGAGGACCCACACAUCCCAGCCUCUCUGUUGAAGUUGUGGUACAGGGAGUUGGAGGAGCCGUUGAUUCCUCAUGAGUUCUAUGAGGAGUGUAUCACUCACUAUGAUGACCCUGAGGCUGCAGUCAACGUAGUGAUGGGUCUUCCUCACAUCAACAAACUGGUGCUCUGCUACCUCAUACGCUUUCUACAGGUGUUUGGCCAGCCUGCCAACGUGGUGAUCACUAAGAUGGAUGUGAACAACCUGGCCAUGGUGAUGGCCCCUAACUGCCUGCGUUGCCAGUCAGACGACCCACGCAUCAUCUUUGAGAACACACGCAAAGAGAUGUCCUUCAUCCGCGUGCUCAUCCAGCGCCUCGACACUAGCUUCAUGGACAGAUUGCUAUAGCCCCCCAAACCCUGCUCCAUCACCCCAGGCCAACGACACAGGACCCCCAUUGCCCUGCUAUAGCCCCCCAAACCCUGCUCCUGUACCCCAGCCAAUGACACAGGACCCCAACCUCCCUGCUAUAGCCCCCCAAACCCUGCCUCUGCAACCCAGGCCAACGAUAUAGGACCCCAACCUCCCUGCUAUAGCCCCCCCAAACCCAACUCCUGUACCCCAGGCCAACGAUACAGGACCCCCACCUCCCUGCUAUAGCCCCCCCAAACCCUGCUCCUGUACCCCCCAGGGCAAUGAUACGGGACCACCUCCUUCCCCUCCCUGUUAUAGCCCCCAAACCCUGCUCCUGUACCCCAGACCAACAUCAUCGGACCCCAAUCCCCUUCCCUGCUAUAGCCCCCCACUUUUAACUUCUCAACCAGAAACAACCACACAGGAUGCCCCCCAACUUCGACUGUACCCUUAAACCUCCCAAGGCCCCACCGGCCCCCAGACCCUGCUAUAGCCCCCCAACAAUAACUGUACCCCGACCAACUAGUUGGGACAUCCCCCAACUCCAACUACUGCCCAUUAAACCCAGCUGUAACCCCACAACUUCAACUAUUGCCCACUAAACCCAGCUGUAACCUCCCAACUUCAACUACUGCCCGCUAAACCCAGAUAUAACCUCCCAACGUCAAUUACUGCCCACUAAACCCAGCUAUAACCUCCCAACUUCGACUACUACCCGCUAAACCCAGCUAUAACCUCCCAACUUCAACUAAUGCCCACUAAACCCAGCUAUAACCUUCCAACUUCAACUACUGCCCACUAAACCCAGCUAUAACCUCCCAACUUCAACUACUGCCCGCUAAACCCAGCUAUAACCUCCCAACUUCGACUACUACCCGCUAAACCCAGCUAUAACCUCCCAACUUCAACUACUGCCCACUAAACCCAGCUAUAACCUUCCAACUUCAACUACUGCCCACUAAACCCAGCUAUAACCUCCCAACUUCAACUACUGCCCGCUAAACCCAGCUAUAACCUCCCAACUUCAACUACUGCCCGCUAAACCCAGCUAUAACCUCCCAACUUCAACUACUGCCCGCUAAAUCCAGCUAUAACCUCCCAACUUCAACUACUACCCACUAAACCCAGCUAUAACCUCCAACUUCAACUAAUGCCCGCUAAACCCAGCUAUAACCUCCCAACUUCAACUACUGCCCACUAAACCCAGCUAUAACCUCCCAACUUCAACUACUGCCCGCUAAACCCAGAUAUAACCUCCCAACGUCAACUACUGCCCACUAAACCCAGCUAUAAUCUCCCAACUUCAACUACUACGCACUAAACCCAGCUGUAACCUCCCAACUUCCACUACUGCCCACUAAACCCAGCUAUAACCUCCCAACUUCAACUAUUGCCCACUAAACCCAGCUAUAACCUCCCAACGUCAACUACUGCCCACUAAACCCAGAUAUAACCUCCCAACUUCGACUUCUACCCACUAAACCCAGCUGUAACCUCCCAACUUCAACUACCCACUAAACCCCACUGUAACCUCCCAACUUCAACCACAGCCUGCUAAACCCAGCUAUAACCUCCCAACUUCAACUACUGCGCACUAAACCCAGCUAUAACCUCCCAACUUCAACUACUGCCCACUAAACCCAGCUGUAAUUUCCCAACUUCAACUACUGCCCACAAAACCCCACUGUAACCUCCCGACUUCAACUAUUGCCCGCUAAACCCAGUUAUAACCUCCCAACUUCAACUAUUGCCCGCUAAACCCAGUUAUAACCUCCCAACUUCAACUAUUGCCCAUUAAACCCAGAUAUAACCUCCCAACAUCAACUACUGCCCACUAAACCCAGCUAUAACCUCCCACCUUCAACUUCUACCCACUAAACCCAGCUGUAACCUCCCAACUUCAACUACCCACUAAACCCCACUGUAACCUCCCAACUUCAACUACAGCCUGCUAAACCCAGCUAUAACCUCCCAACUUCAACUACUGCCCACUAAACCCAGCUAUAACCUCCCAACUUCAACUACUGCCCACUAAACCCCACUGUAACCUCCCAACUUCAACUACUGCCCACUAAACCCAGCUGUAACCUCCCAACUUCAACUACCCACUAAACUCCACUGUAACCUCUCAACUUCAACUACAGCCUGCUAAACCCAGCUAUAACCUCCCAACUUCAACUACUGCCCGCUAAACCCAGUUAUAACCUCCCAACUUCAACUACUGCCCACUAAACCCAGCUAUAACCUUCCAACUUAAACUAUUACCCACUAAACCCAGCUAUAACCUCCCAAAUUCAACUAUUGCCCGCUAAACCCAGCUAUAACCUCCCAACUUCAACUACUGCCCACUAAACCCAGCUAUAACCUCCCAACUUCAACUACUGCCCGCUAAACCCAGCUAUAACCUCCCAACUUCAACUACUGCCCGCUAAACCCAGCUAUAACCUCCCAACUUCAACUACUGCCCGCUAAACCCAGCUAUAACCUCCCAACUUCAACUACUGCCCGUUAAAUCCAGCUAUAACCUCCCAACUUCAACUACUGCCCACUAAACCCAGCUAUAACCUCCCAACUUCAACUAAUGCCCGCUAAACCCAGCGAUAACCUCCCAACAUCAACUACUGCCCACUAAACCCAGCUAUAACCUCCCAACUUCAACUACUGCCCGCUAAACCCAGCUAUAAUCUCCCAACUUCAACUACAACGCACUAAACCCAGCUGUAACCUCCCAACUUCCACUACUGCCCACUAAACCCAGCUAUAACCUCCCAACUUCAACUACUGCCCGCUAAACCCAGCUAUAACCUCCCAACUUCAACUUCUGCCCGUUAAACCCAGCUAUAACCUCCCAACUUCAACUACCCACUAAACCCCACUGUAACCUCCCAACUUCAACUACAGCCUGCUAAACCCAGCUAUAACCUCCCAACGUCAACUACUGCCCGCUAAACCCAGUUAUAACCUCCCAACUUCAACUACUGCCCACUAAACCCAGCUAUAACCUCCCAACUUCAACUAUUACCCACUAAACCCAGCUAUAUCCUCCCAAAUUCAACUAUUGCCCGCUAAACCCAGCUAUAACCUCCCAACUUCAACUACUGCCCACUAAACCCAGCUAUAACCUCCCAACUUCAACUACUGCCCACUAAACCCAGCUAUAACCUCCCAAAUUCAACUACUGCCCACUAAACCCCACUGUAACCUCCCAACUUCAACUACUGCCCACUAAACCCAGCUAUAACCUCCCAACUUCAACUACUGAAAAUGAAUCCCAGCUGUAACUUCCCAACUUCAACUACUGCCCACUAAACCCAGCUAUAACCUCCCAACUUCAACUAUUGCCCGCUAAACCCAGCUAUAACCUCCCAACUUAACCUACUGCCCACUAAACCCAGCUAUAACCUCCCAACUUCAACUUCUGAAAAUUAAUCCCAGCUGUAACCUCCCAACUUCAACUACUGCCCACUAAACCCAGCUAUGACCUCCCAACUCCAACUACUGCCCGCUAAACCCCACUGUAACCUCCCAACUUCAACUACUCCCCACUAAACCCAGCUAUAACCUCCCAACUUCAACUACUGCCCGCUAAACCCAGCUAUAACCUCCCAACUUCAACUACUGCCCGCUAAACCCCACUAUAACCUCCCAACUUCAACUACUGCCCGCUAAACCCCACUAUAACCUCCCAACUUCAACUACUGCCCGCUAAAUCCAGCUAUAACCUCCCAACUUCAACUAAUGCCCACUAAACCCAGCUAUAACCUCCCAACUUCAACUCCUGCCCGCUAAACCCAGCUAUAACCUCCCAACUUCAACUACUGCCCACUAAAUCCAGCUAUAACCUCCCAACUUCAACUACUGCCCACUACUCCCAGCUAUAACCUCCCAACUUCGCCUGGGAGAUAGGGGUCAUCCUGGUUUGGGGUCAGUAGUUGGAGUCUCAUCCCAGUCUGAGCCUGACCCCUCUACCGCCACUCUACACACAAGGACUUGCAUCGCACAGACAUUGUACAGGGUUACACACACACUCACCUAGACAUACUCUCACAUGUACAUUUACUGACACACACACACAUACUCUCACUUCUAUAGUACACAUCCAUUUACACAAUGACAGUGCUUAGAGUGACAAAUGGCUGACCAACACAGUACAAGAUCGAUGUGUUCAACCUAUAUCAUUAUUGAGAUAUACUCAGCCUACUAUUGUCAUAAAUACACACAAUGUCGCACGCACACACACACACACACACACACACACAGCUGUUUGACUCCCUACCCACCCAAUGGCUAUCACUGUCCGACAUGUUUUGGUGCUGUCCACUCCCCAGUCCCAGCCUCUCUCCCAAUACAAACCAAUCACGUCUGCUUCCCCCUUCCUGAUUCCCUGUGAGUUCUCAAAUGAGGGAGUCAGUCCACCUAUCAGCUCCAAGCCUAGAGCAACAUUCACACUGCCAUGUGAAGCCCGUUUAUCUGUCUGCACUGUUGUCACAAACCAACUGAUGUCGAUAAAGUUAUUUUGUUAUUUUGGAUGGCGGUGGUUGAUCCAGGACAGGUUUUAGAGGGGCUUACCGCAGCACUGCCAAUCAACUGUGUCUGUCGCAACAGGAAGGGAUGUCAGACACUGUUCCACAGGACUUCCUGUGAGACUUUAGAAAUACUGAUUUACCCCCUGCACCCCCUACCACCCAUCCCUUGGCCAUAGCCACUUCUGCCCCCUUCACCCCUCUGACCCCCCAGACAACCACAAAACCUCACCCUCCCCUCACCUCUCCUCACUCACCCCUUUUCACCCCUCUUCAGCCUUCCUCACCCCUUUUCACCCCUCUUCAUUCCUCUUCAGCCCUCUUCACCCCUCUUCAUUCCUCUUCACCCCUCUUCAACCCUCUUCACCCCUCCUCAUCCCUCUUCCCCCUCUUCAUCCCUCUUCACCCCUCUUCAACCUUCUUCAACCCUCUUCACCCCUCCUCAUUCCUCUUCACCCCUCUUCACCCCUCUUCAUUCCUCUUCACCCCUCUU